This is a messenger RNA of Theobroma cacao (cacao), 8627 nucleotides long. RefSeq names its product putative protein kinase regulator ILITHYIA (gene ILA). Gene Ontology annotation, biological process: cellular response to amino acid starvation; regulation of translation. Gene Ontology annotation, cellular component: cytosol. The record is from RefSeq and is a predicted model, not a curated record. Lineage: Eukaryota; Viridiplantae; Streptophyta; Magnoliopsida; Malvales; Malvaceae. Gene Ontology annotation, molecular function: protein kinase regulator activity.
CAUUCGAUAUUUUCUUUCUCUUACUCUCUCUUUGCGCUCUGCCUAAAACCCUAACCAAAAACUCCACACUGAAAAAAAAAAAUAUCAUCAUUUCAAUAGCCUGAAAGAACAAAAGGAAGCUUAAAAAUCGUAAAUUUUGGAUCGGGAAUCCGAAUCCGGAUCCAUUCCAAUAAGAAAUGGCGGGUUCUUCUUCUCCGGUGGAAUCUCUGGUCUCAAUCGCCGGGUCGGUUUCUACUCCGUCAACUAAAGAACGGGUCCGGAUCUUUCGUGAUGAACUCCCUCCCAUUAUUACCAAUUCAGAGAUGUCUCCUGAAUUUACGUCACUUUUGGUGGAUAUAAUAUUUAAAACAUUCCCAAUAUUUGAUGAUGGAGGGUCGAGAAAAGCUGUUAAUGGUGUGAUUGUGAAGGCUUUAGGCGAGGUUAUAUUUAUGAAAAGUUUUGCAGCGGCACUUGUUCAGGCAAUGGAGAAGCAAUCAAAGUUCCAAACCCAUGUAGGGUGCUAUACUCUACUCAAGUGGUCGUGUCUCCUCUUAAGCAGAAGUCAGUUUGCCACAGUUUCGAGAAAUGCAUUGUGUAGAGUAGCUGCAGCUCAGGCAUCUUUGCUUCAUAUUGUUAUGCAAAGAUCUUUUCGUGAGCGAAGGGCAUGCAUAAAAUCAUUUUUCCAUUUAUUUUCUCAGUCACCUGAUGUCUACAAUACAUACAUAGAAGAAAUUAAGGAUGCACGGAUUCCAUACAAAGAUGCUCCUGAAUUGCUAUGUUUAUUACUGGAAUUUUCAUCUGUAGUACCAUCUAAGUUUGAACAAAGCAAGCCAAUAUUUCUUGACAUCUAUGUUAAAGCUGUUUUAAAUGCCAGAGAAAAGCCAACCAAGGGGCUUAGUGAAUCUUUUCAUCCACUAUUUGCACGUAUGUCACAUGAAGAUCUCCAAAGUACUGUGAUCCCAUCGUUAGUGAAAAUGUUAAAACGCAACCCUGAGAUUGUGUUGGAGUCGGUUGGAAUACUAUUAAGUUUAGUCAAUCUUGAUUUAAGUAAGUAUGCGAUGGAAAUUCUUUCUGUCGUAUUACCACAGGCUCGACAUGCAGAAGAUGGAAGAAGGAUUGGGGCAUUGACUGUAGUACGCUGUUUAAGCCAAAAGUCUAGUAAUCCUGAUGCUUUUGAAUCGAUGUUCAAUGCCAUUAAAGCUGUCCUUGGAGGCUCAGAAGGAAGGCUAGCAUUUCCUUACCAAAGAAUUGGCAUGAUGAAUGCACUGCAGGAAUUGUCUAAUGCUCCUGAAGGAAAAUAUCUCAACAACCUCUCUCGUACCGUCUGUGGCUUUCUUUUAACUUGUUACAAAGAUGAAGGAAAUGAAGAGGUAAAGCUAGCAAUACUAUCAGCCAUUGCUUCUUGGGCAGCCCGUUUUGUUGAUGCACUUCAACCAGAUUUAGUUUCUUUUUUUGCCUCUGGCCUCAAGGAGAAGGAGGCUUUAAGAAGGGGUCAUCUUCGUUCUCUGCUAGCUAUCUGCAAAAACUCUGAUGCCCUUUUGCAGAUAUCAUCAUUACUGGGGCCUCUUCUUCAACUUGUAAAAACUGGUUUCACUAAAGCUGUGCAGCGUCUAGAUGGCAUAUAUGCAUUAAGUAUUGUUGGGAAGAUUGCCGCUGCUGAUAUCAAAGCAGAGGAGACUGUGGCAAAGGAGAAAAUUUGGUCUUUGAUAUCUCAAAAUGAGCCCUCACUUGUUGCAAUUUCAAUGGCCUCAAAAUUGUCAAUUGAAGAUUGCAUAUCAUGUGUAGAUCUUCUUGAGGUGCUAUUGGUGGAACACUCUCGCAGAGUGUUGGAAACUUUCUCAGCCAAAUUACUAUUACAGUUAUUACUCUUUUUAAUGUGCCAUUCAAGUUGGGAUGUUCGUAAAACAACUUAUGAUGCUACAAAGAAGAUAGUUGCUGCUGCUCCGCAGUUAUCAGAAAUUCUUUUGGUUGAGUUCUCAGACUCUCUCUCUCUUGUUGGGGAGAAAAUAAAUGCUUUGAAGACAAGUGAUGCAGAUAAUUCUCCAGACACUCAGGUUCCUAUCCUUCCAUCUGUUGAGGUUUUAGUGAAGGCUUUAGCUGUUAUAUCGUCCACAGCUCUUGCUACAACUCCAAGUGCAUCUACACGUGUUAUAGUCUGCUCUCAUCAUCCAUGCAUAAUUGGAACUGCUAAAAGAGAUGCAGUUUGGCGGAGGCUCCAUAAAUGUUUGCGAGCACUUGGCUUUGAUGUGAUUGGCAUUAUUUCUGCUAAUAUUGCCAAUAUUUGCAAGGGUCUAGUGGGACCAUUGGGGUUGAUGAGCGCCAAUCCACUUGAACAAAACGCAGCAAUAUACUCUCUAUGCACUUUGAUGUCAAUAGCACCUGAAGAUACUUAUUCAGAGUUUGAGAAGCACCUUAUAAACCUUCCGGACCGUCAUUCACAUGAUAUGCUUUCGGAAAAUGACAUUCAGAUAUUUCGGACUCCUGAAGGAAUUCUUUCCAAUGAGCAAGGUGUUUAUGUUGCAGAAUCUGUUACUUCUAAGAACACAAAACAACAGGACCGUAUCAAUUCUAACCAUUCUGGAAAGAGGGAGACCUCUAGUAGAGCAGCUGGUGGUGGUGGGAAAAAGGAUAUUGGAAAGUCAAUGAAGAAGGCUGAUAAAGGAAAGACUGCAAAAGAGGAGGCUCGAGAGCAGCUUCUUAGAGAGGAGGCAUCAAUACGUGAGAAGGUUCGGGAAAUACAGAAGAAUCUGUCUUUGAUGCUGAAUGCUCUUGGGGACAUGGCUGUUGCUAAUCCUGUUUUUGCACAUAGUCAAUUACCUUCACUGGUUAAGUUUGUUGAUCCUUUAUUGCGGUCACCAAUUGUUGGUGAUGUAGCCUAUGAUACAUCAGUGAAGCUCUCCAGAUGUUUAGUGCAUCCUCUAUGUAAUUGGGCCCUUGAUAUUGCUACUGCUUUACGUUUAAUUGUGACUGAUGAAGUUUGUCUGUGGGAACUGAUUCCUCCUGUGGAUGAAGAAGCUGAUGAAAGACCAUCUUUAGGUCUUUUUGAGAGAAUAGUAAAUGGAUUGUCUGUGUCUUGUAAAUCUGGACCUCUUCCAGUAGAUUCCUUCACUUUUGUCUUUCCUAUAAUGGAGCAGAUUUUAUUAUCAUCCAAGAGAACAGGACUUCACGAUGAUGUUCUUCGGAUUCUUUAUUUGCACUUGGAUCCCCUUCUGCCUCUUCCUAGGCUUCGCAUGCUAUCAGCUCUCUAUCAUGUUCUAGGUGUUGUUCCAGCUUAUCAAGCAUCAAUUGGGCCUGCAUUGAAUGAGUUGUGUCUUGGCCUGCAGCCUGAGGAAGUGGCAUCUGCUUUGUAUGGAGUGUAUGCAAAAGAUGUUCAUGUAAGAAUGACUUGCUUAAAUGCUGUAAAAUGCAUUCCAGCUGUUUCCGGUCGGGCUCUUCCCCAAAAUGUUGAAGUUGCAACAAACAUUUGGAUUGCUCUACAUGAUCCAGAAAAGGUUUGGCGUAGAUCUGCUUUCUUAAAUAUUCAAAAUUUUGAUUGUUUUUGGCUACAAUUUGAUCAGUCAUUCACUUCAUUAUCUCUAUGCUUUCAGUCCAUUGCAGAAGCUGCAGAAGAUGUAUGGGAUCGCUAUGGAUAUGACUUUGGUACUGACUACUCGGGGAUUUUCAAGGCACUUUCUCAUGUAAAUUAUAAUGUGCGCGUGGCUGCGGCAGAGGCAUUAGCUGCUGCUAUGGACGAAAUCCCAGAUUCUAUACAGGAAUCUCUUUCUACUUUAUUUUCUUUAUAUAUCCGGGACUCUGCUUUUGGUGAGGAAAAUCUUGAUGCUGGUUGGCUAGGCCGACAAGGAAUCGCGUUGGCAUUGCAUUCUGCAGCUGAUGUAUUAAGAACAAAAGACCUUCCCGUUGUUAUGACAUUCCUGAUAUCACGAGCACUGGCUGAUCCUAAUGCAGAUGUUCGUGGGAGGAUGAUUAAUGCUGGUAUAAUGAUUAUUGAUAGGCAUGGAAGAGAAAAUGUUUCUUUGUUAUUCCCAAUUUUUGAAAAUUACUUGAACAAGAAGGCAUCGGAUGAAGAAAAAUAUGAUCUGGUUCGUGAAGGUGUCGUUAUUUUUACGGGAGCUCUAGCAAAACAUUUGGCAAAGGAUGAUCCUAAAGUUCAUGCUGUUGUUGAGAAGCUGUUGGAUGUGUUAAAUACUCCUUCUGAAGCUGUUCAGCAAGCAGUCUCGACAUGUCUAUCUCCGUUGAUGCAGUCAAAACAAGAUGACGCAGCAGCACUUAUUUCUAGGCUGUUGGAUCAGCUGAUGAAGAAUGACAAAUAUGGUGAACGUCGUGGAGCAGCUUUUGGUCUUGCAGGAGUGGUCAAGGGGUUUGGGUUAUCAUCUUUGAAGAAGUAUGGGAUUGUGGCUGUCUUACGAGAAGGUUUUGCUGAUAGAAAUUCUGCAAAAUCUCGUGAAGGAGCUCUGCUGGCAUUUGAGUGCCUUUGUGAAUAUUUGGGAAGAUUGUUUGAGCCGUAUGUUAUUCAAAUGUUACCGUUGCUCUUGGUUUCUUUCUCUGAUCAAGUAAUUGCGGUUCGUGAGGCUGCUGAAUGUGCAGCACGUGCUAUGAUGUCUCAACUGAGUGCACAAGGAGUAAAGCUUGUGCUUCCAUCUCUAUUGAAGGGUCUUGAAGAUAAGGCCUGGAGAACGAAGCAAAGUAGUGUACAACUUCUUGGUGCCAUGGCAUACUGUGCUCCUCAGCAACUUUCUCAGUGUCUUCCUAGAAUUGUGCCUAAAUUAACAGAGGUGUUAACAGAUACACAUCCCAAGGUGCAGUCAGCAGGACAACUGGCCCUUCAGCAGGUUGGGAGUGUAAUAAAGAAUCCAGAAAUAUCUUCACUUGUCCCUACGCUUCUUAUGGGUCUUACAGAUCCUAAUGACUAUACAAAAUAUUCCCUUGAUAUUCUCCUCCAAACUACUUUCAUUAAUUCAAUUGAUGCUCCUUCACUUGCGUUGUUAGUACCAAUAGUACAUAGAGGGUUAAGGGAGAGGAGUGCUGAUACAAAAAAGAAAGCUGCUCAAAUAGUUGGAAAUAUGUGUUCUUUAGUCACAGAGCCUAAGGAUAUGAUUCCUUACAUUGGGUUGCUCCUUCCUGAAGUGAAAAAGGUCCUUGUUGAUCCCAUUCCAGAAGUUCGAUCAGUUGCAGCUAGGGCCAUUGGAUCUCUUAUAAGAGGAAUGGGAGAAGAAAACUUCCCAGAUCUUGUCCCAUGGUUGUUCGAUACACUUAAGUCAGACAAUAGUAAUGUUGAGCGCUCUGGUGCUGCUCAAGGCUUGAGUGAGGUUUUAGCUGCGCUAGGUACCGAGUAUUUUGAGGAUAUACUUCCUGAUAUUAUUCGGAACUGUUCACAUCAAAAGGCAGCUGUACGUGAUGGAUAUUUGACACUUUUCAAGUAUUUCCCAAGGUCAUUAGGUGUUCAAUUCCAGAACUACUUGCAGCUGGUUUUGCCUGCUAUCUUAGAUGGUCUUGCGGAUGAGAACGAAUCUGUGCGGGAUGCAGCUCUAUGUGCUGGGCAUGUCCUAGUGGAGCAUUAUGCAACAACGUCGUUACCUCUUCUCCUUCCAGCCGUAGAAGAUGGCAUCUUUAAUGAUAAUUGGCGAAUCAGACAAAGCUCUGUGGAGCUAUUAGGAGAUCUCUUGUUUAAGGUUGCUGGAACUUCUGGGAAAGCUUUACUCGAGGGUGGUAGUGAUGAUGAAGGUGCUAGUACUGAAGCACAUGGACGUGCUAUUAUUGAGGUUCUAGGAAGGGAUAAGCGCAAUGAAGUUCUUGCUGCAUUAUAUAUGGUUAGAACUGAUGUCAGCAUAACUGUACGCCAGGCUGCAUUACAUGUUUGGAAAACUAUUGUGGCUAAUACUCCAAAGACUCUCAAGGAAAUAAUGCCAGUUUUAAUGAAUACUCUAAUUACUUCUCUUGCUUCAGCAUCCUCUGAAAGGCGGCAGGUUGCUGGUAGAGCACUGGGAGAACUUGUGAGGAAGCUUGGGGAGAGAGUACUUCCUCUGAUCAUCCCAAUUUUAUCCCAGGGAUUAAAGAACCCCGAUGCUAGUAGAAGACAGGGUGUAUGUAUUGGUUUGAGUGAAGUGAUGGCAAGUGCUGGUAAGAGUCAGUUAUUGAGUUUCAUGGAUGAGCUUAUCCCUACCAUUCGUACAGCCCUUUGUGAUAGUGCUCCUGAGGUUCGUGAGUCAGCAGGCUUAGCAUUCAGUACUCUCUACAAGAGUGCCGGUAUGCAAGCAAUCGACGAAAUUGUUCCAACACUGCUGCAUGCUUUGGAGGAUGAUGAAACUUCUGAUACUGCCCUAGAUGGUCUCAAACAAAUCUUAAGUGUCAGAACUACUGCCGUUUUGCCUCAUAUUUUGCCUAAGCUGGUUCAUUGCCCCCUUUCCGCCUUCAAUGCGCAUGCUCUUGGAGCUUUGGCUGAGGUUGCAGGCCCUGGCCUUAACUAUCACCUUGGUACCAUCUUGCCUGCUUUACUUUCUGCAAUGGGUGGUGAUGAUGUGGAUGUGCAACCUCUAGCUAAGGAAGCUGCAGAAACAGUAGUCUUGGUCAUUGAUGAGGAAGGCAUUGAAUCAUUAAUAUCAGAGCUUCUUAGAGGAGUUGGUGAUAGUGAGGCAUCAAUCAGAAGAAGUUCAUCAUAUUUAAUAGGAUACUUCUUCAAAAACAGCAAACUCUAUCUAGUUGAUGAAACUCUAAACAUGAUAUCUACCUUGAUUGUUUUGCUUAGCGAUUCAGAUUCUGCUACUGUUGUGGUUGCUUGGGAAGCUUUAUCAAGGGUUGUCAGCUCAGUACCAAAAGAGGUACUUCCUUCAUGUAUAAAGUUAGUACGUGAUGCUGUAUCUACUGCAAGAGAUAAGGAGCGUAGAAAGAAGAAGGGAGGCCCUGUUGUAAUUCCUGGAUUCUGUCUUCCAAAAGCUCUUCAGCCACUGCUUCCAAUAUUUCUUCAGGGUCUGAUUAGUGGGUCAGCUGAAUUAAGAGAACAGGCAGCCUUAGGUCUUGGGGAACUUAUUGAAGUGACUAGCGAACAAUCACUGAAGGAGUUUGUCAUCCCAAUAACUGGGCCUCUUAUUCGAAUCAUAGGUGAUCGUUUUCCCUGGCAGGUCAAGAGUGCGAUUUUAUCUACAUUGAGCAUCAUGAUCCGAAAGGGUGGGAUUGCACUGAAACCUUUUCUUCCUCAGCUGCAAACAACAUUUAUCAAGUGCCUACAAGAUAAUACAAGGACUGUCCGCUCAAGUGCUGCCCUUGCACUGGGUAAGCUUAGUGCACUAAGUACCAGGGUUGAUCCAUUAGUCAGUGACCUCCUAUCUAGUUUGCAGGCAUCGGAUUCUGGAGUAAGGGAGGCCAUAUUGACUGCUUUAAAAGGUGUGGUAAAGCAUGCUGGUAAGAGUGUGAGCCCAGCUACGAGAACUCGUGUCUACGCUCUCCUCAAGGAUUUAAUUCAUCAUGAUGAUGACCAAGUUCGAAUGUUUGCUUCGAGCAUAUUGGGUGUUAUAUCACAGUAUAUGGAUGAAUCUCAGCUGUCCGACCUACUUCAGGAACUUCUAGAUCUGUCCUCUUCUUCAAACUGGGCUGAUCGCCAUGGCUCAGUUCUUACAUUCUCCUCCUUGCUCAGGCAUAAUCCUUCCACAGUUUUUAUGUCUCCAGAGUCCGCAUCUAUUUUAAUCUGUCUCAAAAGCUCCUUGAAAGAUGAGAAGUUCCCACUUCGUGAAACAUCAACCAAGGCAUUGGGGAGGCUUUUACUCUGUCAAGUACAAAGCGAUCCCUCUAACUCCACUUCACUUGUGGAUAUCCUUUCAUCCGUACUGUCAGCAAUGCAAGAUGACUCUAGUGAAGUAAGAAGAAGGGCAUUAUCUGCUAUAAAAGCUGCUGCCAAAGCAAAUCCUUCAGUUAUCACAACUCAUCUUUCAUUACUCGGCCCUGCGCUUGCUGAAUGUUUGAAGGACAGCAGCACCCCAGUUAGACUUGCUGCAGAAAGAUGUGCUCUUCACACCUUCCAGUUGACAAAGGGUACUGAGAAUGUUCAAGCUUCUCAAAAAUAUAUUACAGGCUUGGAUGCUAGGCGCAUAUCAAAAUUUCCUGAACACAGCGAUGAUAGUGAAGAAAGUGAAGAUGACUCAGCAAGCAGCUGAAAGUCUGUUCCAUUGAUCUAAAUAUUGUAUUCUUCAUCAAGAUUCAAGGUUCAAGAGUGGAAGUAACUGGAACUUCGAAUUAUUGGACGGUCUCCAGCCAAAUUUUUUCCACGCCAGCGUUUGUUCAUAGGAAACACAGAUACAUACAGAGAAAGAGCCCAAUUUUUUUUUCACAUAUGGGUAUUUAUAAUAUCAACGUAAUUGGCAAUCUUCUAGUUAUGAUAUAGAAAAACCACAGGCCUCUCAUGGCUGCCUUCAAGUUUUUGCACUGGCUUUUCUUGUCCAUAACCGAGUGAGAAACCAAGUCUUGCUUAAGAGCUCUCUCAUGUAUCACUUGUCAAAUUGUCACAUUCAAAAUAAGGUUUUUCUUCUAAUCCGAAUUUUCUGUAUUCACUUGCAAGAUCAUAAGCCCUAAAGGGUUUCCUUUUGAUGUGAUCACAAUUGUAUUUACUUUGAUAAUCAUUGAUAUAUAUAUAGUAGUAUAAAUCACUUUUGCUGGUUGAA